Molecule: messenger RNA, 776 nt
Organism: Lytechinus pictus (painted urchin)
Lineage: Eukaryota; Metazoa; Echinodermata; Echinoidea; Temnopleuroida; Toxopneustidae
Product: retinoic acid receptor RXR-alpha-A-like
Exons: 4
Coding region: 1-576 (191 amino acids)
Source: RefSeq, a predicted model, not a curated record
AUGAUUUUAACUCUUAAUAUAAAACGGGAUAUAAGGAAUUUGAGGACAGACGAGAGAGAGAGCAAAGACGCUAUGAAGUCCAUGCCCCUUGGUAGCAUGCAGUUACCAACCAGUACCAUGGGGUCUCCGUCCAUGGCAAACCAGGGUCUUAGUUCACCUACACUCUCAUCACCUGGCCUACACUCAGGAAUCACAGAUUACCGUCUGCACUCGCCGCCCAUGCAGUCACCGACCCUAAGCAGUCAGGGUUCAAUGGAAGAUAUCAAGCCAAUCAUCAGCUCCCAACCAUCCUCCUUACCCCUCUCACAAUCACAGGUAUCCAGUAUGACGGGCAUGCAUGCCCCUCUAAACAUCAACGUCCAGGGCCACCUACACAACCCGUUCUCACAGCCGGCACAGUCGUCGAUAAGCCCUGGCUCCAUGCCCGGCACUUCCAUUAACAAAAGCAUCUGUGCGGUGUGUGGAGAUAGAGCGUCAGGUAAGGAGCCCUCCGUGUCCAAAUCAUGUGUACUGUAUGUCUUGAUAUGUGAAUGUUGCUGUGAGCUUGCUGGUGUGCAAUUCGAUAUGCAUUUUUAAAAUAUGUUUUAUUUAUUUUUUUACACAUGCAUCAAUAUUCUGCCAGAUAUGUACCCUUUCAUUCAUUGUUGAAUAUUCACAAAUAUAGAAUAAUGGCAGAACAAAAAUCAUGUUCAUGUACAGGUAAUUCCCAUUUUUUUAUAAAAAGAAUUAAGCCCCCUUUCCCAUGAAACCUUUCAAUAUUACUGUCUAUUUUAGUG